This is a messenger RNA of Oncorhynchus tshawytscha (Chinook salmon), 414 nucleotides long. RefSeq names its product gamma-crystallin M2-like. The transcript is spliced from 3 exons. NCBI's taxonomy places the organism in Eukaryota, Metazoa, Chordata, Actinopteri, Salmoniformes, Salmonidae. Gene Ontology annotation, molecular function: structural constituent of eye lens. Gene Ontology annotation, biological process: visual perception; lens development in camera-type eye. The record is from RefSeq and is a predicted model, not a curated record. Bases 1 to 414 code for a protein of 137 amino acids.
AUGUCCACCACCAACAUGAACAGAGGCAAGAUCGUCUUCUACGAGGACAGGAACUUCCAGGGUCGUUCCUAUGAGUGCAGCAGUGACUGCAGUGACAUGGGCUCCUACCUGAGCAGGUGCCACUCCUGCAGGGUUGAGAGUGGCUGUUGGAUGCUGUACAACCGCAACAACUACAUGGGAAACCAGUACUUCAUGAGGAGGGGCGAGUACCCUGACUACAUGCAGCACCUUGGAAUGAGUGACUGCAUCAAGUCCUGCCGCAUGAUCGCCAUGCCCCACUUCAGAGGCAGGAUGAUGUACAUGAGGCCUGGAGAGUACAGCAACUUCAGCGUGGGCAUGGGAAUGGGAGCCAUGGGCGGCUUGAGUGGUAUGAGGUUCAUGAGCAUGAGGCGUAUCAUGGACUCCUGGUACUAA